Molecule: messenger RNA, 2942 nt
Organism: Pogonomyrmex barbatus (red harvester ant)
Lineage: Eukaryota; Metazoa; Arthropoda; Insecta; Hymenoptera; Formicidae
Gene: mol
Product: dual oxidase maturation factor 1 mol
Biological process (GO): protein transport
Cellular component (GO): endoplasmic reticulum membrane
Source: RefSeq, a predicted model, not a curated record
ACAUAUAAAAAUAAAAUAAAAUAAAAGUUUGAUCUAUUUAUGUAUUAGAAAUCUAUUUAUGUAUUAGACAGUGACUUUUUUCACGAUUAAAAUCUUCCGUAAAUUAGUCAAGAUUUUCUAAUAAACUUACAAUUCUAUUUUCAUGAUUUCAAACCGAGUCGUCCGCUCGCGACAGACUCAAAUCAGUUUUUAUUGUAAGAGAUGCAAUUAUUAGAGAAUUCUCAGGAAUUUUGAAAGCUCUUAUUUAGCUUGCCAGAAAAGUUAUCUCGUUUGCCGGCAUCGAUGUCACCCGCAUGCCAUCCGCGCGCGCGCACGUCGUCAUUGGUGUCGUCAUACGGAAUUGCUGAUGGCAGAUCCAUCGAACGAGACAAAAAAAGAAGGGCAUGAAAUGCAGUAGUGUAUCAUGCAAGAUUUAUUGGAACACCUCGUUUAAAGUAUUGAAACCUCGUUUACGAUUGUUAAUUUUUAUAUUAUCUUGAAUAAACGAAAGCAAUUGAGUAAAUCAAAUUUCAAGAAUAUAGAUAUUUAACAAUCGUCGUGUCUAAUUAAUUUGUGCGAUAUUUAUUCAAAUCCUAAUAUAAAAUUAUAAUUUAAUUACAAAGUGUUACGCGAUAAUUAAGAAAGUGAAAAAUAGUGAAAAAACGAUGAGAAAACUUCCUUGAUAUUUUGUUUCUUAUUGCGAAAAUAUCUAAAUUAUCUGGAAAGUCUUUCAUUUGCGUUGUAGAUAAUUUCAUUGUCCUACUUGUAAUACUAUUUGUAAUAUUACUCGUAAUAUAAUAUUUAUGUUUCUCUAAUCGGAUAUUUAUAAAACGCAUUUAGCUUGAAAAGCGAGCGAUAGAAGUCAAGUCACGAGCAAACGAAGGAAUCAGAUCAGCUGAUUCGACAUGGACACCUUUCUCGUCGAACCGUUCUCCAUCCCUCUCGCCUUUCUCUCUCGUUCUCCCCUGCCGAUGACCAUCACGGUGACAGCCCCACCCGCGGCAUCACCUUCUCUUUUUCUCUCUCCGUCUCUCUCUCCCGCCGAGGUAAUCGCACGAGGUCGUCUGUUCGUUGGUAGAAACCGCUUUCCAACCGGAGCCUGUUAACCCACUCUCGGGGCCUCCAGUACGCUCGCCGUCUUCGGUCCCACAUGUCGCACGGUGCGCGAGUACGCUUUAGACGCAUGCCGAGAAUUUCACAAGCGUUUUGGCAACUCCGACCUUGAUCCGAGCCCGCUGCUCGCAGGUAAACUAUCUCUUCGAAGAUAAAAACUCUCAUGGGAUUUAAAGAUGCGCGUCAAGGUCAGCCGGGAAACGCCGGCUUUUUUAUGGUAUUUACGCCAAUGGCUGAGAUUACGCCUCUCUAAUGUCGUCUCGGAAUAACCAUCAAUCGUCAAUUUGAAUCUCUUUUUGGCGAUAUCAUCCAGAUAGAAAUCCGUUGGUGUUUCUCCGAGGACAAAAGAAGGAUAUCUAAAAAAAAAGUGUCUAGAAGAUAUCUCGAAUUUUGUGUGCUUGUUUUUCGUCGAUGGUUGUCCUUUUUUUUCAAAUAACAAAUAAAGAUGUCCAAAGUAGUGUACGAUUUGCAAAGGGAAUAUCAUAUCCGAUCGUAGGCUAGAAUUUACCUUUGCCUAUGAUAAUGCGAGGAUGGUAAUGCAAUUUUUUGCUCGAGUGGCCCAGAUUCCGGCGAGCUGAAGCUAGCUGAUUCAGGAACAUGAAGGGAUGGUUCGACGCCUUCCGCAACGAUGGCGGCCCGACGCUCUACAGCUACAGCAAUCGCACCCCCGUCACAGGUGACGUUCCCCUGGUAAUCGUGUUCGUGGUAUUCGGUACCCUGUUCACGGCGUUUCUAGUCAUAUUUCCGGGUGUCAGGAAAGAGCGGUUAACCACAUUUCUCACAGUUACCCUGAGCCUCUUCGUGGGUGCGACGAUUCAAGUGGCGCAAUACGGCUCAUCCUGGCACACGAGCUCCGCUACCAUUGUCAGCUCGUACAGCGCUUUCUCCAGGCAUAAGGCAACGGCCGACAUCGGCGGUUACAUCGGCUUGAUGCACAUCAAUAUAACGUACAGGUUAUUACCAGAUAGCGAACAGACCAAUGGCGACGUAGAGUACAACGAACGAUUUUGGUGGCGAAGUUCCGGCGAGAUGACGAGCGCCUUCAAGCAGGCCCUCUUCCAGGGCGCGCCGUUCCCCAUCGUUUCCUUGGCGGAAUACUUCAGUCUGCACCAGGAGGGAUUCUCCUGGGGCUCGCGGUAUCGCGAAGCUGGAUAUUACGCCUCGAUAAUGCUAUGGGCCUCCUUCGCCUCGUGGCUUAUGAUGAAUUUGUUACUAAUGGUGGUACCGCGAUACGGAGCGUACGGCAUGAUUUUUACGGGACUCUGCAUGCUGUGCACAAAUUUAAUCUACACGGCGCUUUUGCCAUGCGAGCCUCUGAUAGCUCAUAUCGAGGGCUCGAUUCUUUCCUUCAAUCUUGGCUGGAACUACUGGUUGGUGUUGUCAGCCGGUGCUGCGUGUCUCUUCGCGGGACUCGUAAUAACAGCUAUAGAUAUGAUUUUCCCUCAUCAAUUCUCGACCAUACUCGAGGUCGACUACGACACGCCGUAUGACAGGCAUGUUAUUAUAGAGGAGAGUUUCGACACCCGCAACGUUAGGCGGAAGGUUCCGAAGAUCGAAGAUUCGUUCGGCGAUCGAAUAAUGAGUCAACUGUCGUCCAAACUUCAGAGUAGACACACCGCUAAAGAGGACAUCGAAGGCGUCAUUAAUCAAGGAUAUACGUCGCACGAGCUAUCCGAAUUUCCUCAGGAGAUCGGCGACGAGCCUGGCAAGAGUAAUUGGUCGUAUCCAUUCCCGCCGACCUCCCGUAGAACCGUCAACGGUUAAUAUAUUUUCUGGAUACUGCAGAUAGCUACAAUACUUUCCCCAUUAUUAAAAAUAUAUUUAAAUAUAUAUUUUAUAAAUAAAUAUUA